UCGACGUGAUGACGUCAGAAAUAGCGUGCAGCGUGAACCGAGCGUCAGAUGCAGCAGUCAGAGGUCGGCGGCUCCUCCAGCGUUCUGCUGGUCGAAGCGUUUUAUGGCGGCUCUCACAAACAGCUGAUCGACCUUCUGAAGGAGAACGUCGAUGGAUGCUCCGUCUUCACGCUGCCGGCCAAGAAAUGGCACUGGAGAGCGAGAACAGCAGCUCUGUACUUCAGCCAGACCAUUCCUGUCUGUUCAUCAUACAGGGUUUUGUUUAGCAGCUCGGUUCUGAACCUUUGUGAGCUGGUAGCUCUCCGACCCGAUCUGGCCCGUCUGAAGAAGGUCCUGUACUUCCAUGAGAACCAGCUGGUCUACCCGGUCCGUAAAGACCAGGAGCGAGACUUCCAGUACGGAUACAACCAGGUGCUCUCAUGCCUGGUGUCGGAUGCGGUGGUCUUUAACUCCCGCUUCAACAUGGAGUCCUUCCUGUCCUCCAUCGGCUCGUUCAUGAAGAAGAUCCCAGACCACAGACCCAAAGACCUGGACCGGCUGAUCCGUCCAAAGUGUGUGGUUCUGAACUACCCAGUCCAGUUCCCUGAUGUCAGCAGUCUGCUGCCUGAACACAAACUGAGACGUCUUCACCGCUCUGCAGAGACCAAUCAGCAGCAGACGUCGAGGUGUGAAGAGGAUCCAUCAUCUGAUCCCAGAACCGUUCUGAUACCUGUGGACCAGGUGAAGCCUCUACACAUUGUGUGGCCUCAUAGGUGGGAACAUGACAAGAACCCGGAGCUGUUCUUCAACACUUUGAUCAAACUGAAGGAAAAACAACUGGAUUUCCAGCUGUCAGUGCUGGGAGAGACGUUCACCGAUGUGCCAGAGAUCUUCUCCUCCGCCCAGCAGCUGCUCCAGUCCAACAUCCUGAACUGGGGCUUCCUGCCCAGUAAGGACCAGUAUCUGGAGGUGCUGUGUGACGCCGACGUCGUCGUCUCCACCUCCAAGCACGAGUUCUUCGGAGUGGCAAUGUUGGAAGCAGUUCACUGUGGAUGUUUCCCUCUGUGUCCAAAGGCUCUGGUGUAUCCUGAAAUAUUCCCAGAUCAGUACCUGUACUCGACCCCUGAGCAGCUCUGUAAGCGUCUGCAGGAACUCUGCAGGAGGCCCGACCUCGCCCGUAGACAUGUCGUCAUGGUGGACACCUCAUUGUACUCCUGGACCUCUCUAAAACCACAAUUCCAGGCUGUCCUAUCUACGGAAGAGACGCCUCUGACUGACGGCUUCUUCUCUUCACUGGGAGUCGGUGCAAACAGCGAGAGCAGAAAGAGCUGGAAGCUGCUCAGAAAACAUCUGCAAACAUCUCCGGUCACCGUCUUCCACUCUUUGCUCCUCCUUUACACCCAAAGCCUCGUAUUUCUAACUGGAAACACAAAAUGAAGAGCACAACUCUCUAACUCUUAAAUUCUUAUAUUUCCAUUCAAAAAUUUUGAAUAUUAUUGGAAAAUUCGUUAAUUUCAGGAACAUAAUUCACAAUGUAAACACAUUGAAAAGGUUAAUUAUACACAGAGGCUGUUUUGUUUAUUUCAAUCAUAAUCAUUUUCUGCUUACAGCUCAUAAAAAUAUUACAUUUAAGAUUAAAAUAUUACUCCAGAUGAAUAAAUAAACAUUUUUAAAAGUUGUUAUUUUCAAAAAGUGUUUUUGGUAUCAUUGUUUAUAUAUUGUAAGCAUAAUAUAUUUCUAUAUCUUAAAAGUCUCACCAUCAUCAAAAUACUUUCAGUGUAUUUUGUUUGGCAUUUUUAGUUUUUGUCAGAAAAUGUUUUUAAAAGCAUUUUUUUUUUGUUUAAAAUGUAUCUAUAUAAAAACUGAGUUCUGUUCUGAUUAAUAAAUUAGUAAAAAUAAAUAUAUACAAAGGAAAUAAUAUCUAAAAACCAACAGCAGUCCAACUAAAUAUCAGUAAACUAAAACAUGUGUUUCAAGAUUCCUGUACUUAAAGUUCAUUAUUUUAGUCUGGCCACCUUUCAGAUGUUUUUCUUAUUUUUCUGUAGAGAUCAUAAAUAAAAUAAACAUUUUCAAACCUAACAGA
Messenger RNA from Xiphophorus hellerii (green swordtail), 2062 nucleotides. It is a transcript of the gene qtman, whose product is annotated as glycosyltransferase-like domain containing 1. The transcript is spliced from 12 exons. NCBI's taxonomy places the organism in Eukaryota, Metazoa, Chordata, Actinopteri, Cyprinodontiformes, Poeciliidae. The record is from RefSeq and is a predicted model, not a curated record. The coding region runs from base 49 to 1416 and encodes 455 amino acids. Gene Ontology annotation, molecular function: glycosyltransferase activity.